Messenger RNA from Cryphonectria parasitica EP155, 3217 nucleotides. RefSeq names its product ARM repeat-containing protein. Gene Ontology annotation, cellular component: endosome membrane; fungal-type vacuole membrane; PAS complex. The record is from RefSeq and is a predicted model, not a curated record. Gene Ontology annotation, biological process: phosphatidylinositol biosynthetic process; positive regulation of kinase activity. The transcript has 8 exons. The coding region runs from base 289 to 3045 and encodes 918 amino acids. Lineage: Eukaryota; Fungi; Ascomycota; Sordariomycetes; Diaporthales; Cryphonectriaceae.
CCAUCUCACACAGACCACCAACACAAUUUUGAAAUCUGAACAACGUCUUGGACCUGUGCUACGUGCACUUUCGAACCUCUCUCUCCAGCUGUCAUCACAAAUAGUUCCCAGCAUCCUGCUUUUCUUCAGCUCCUCCCGCCCCGCACCCAACCCCCCCCCCCCCCCAAAGGCACAGACGUCCGUCUCAUCGCUCUUCUAAACUCUCCAGAAGCUUCAAAACGGAUACGCUCCAGGUACAGCUGCCGGGCGAUCAUGAGCCUUGGCUCACCACGUUGCGCCUGAGCCACCAUGGACGCCAACGUCCAGCGUGCUCUCAACGACAAGCUCUACGAGAAGCGUAAAAUCGGGGCGCUCGAGCUUGAACGUGUGAUCCGAGAGCUUGCAGCUGUCAAGGACUAUGACAGGAUCGCUGCUAUCCUCGACCAGCUCUGCAACGAGUACGCCUAUGCUGUCCAUCAGCCCCACGCUCGCAAUGGAGGGCUCAUCGGCCUGGCUGCUGCCGCCAUAGCCCUUGGUUCGGAGCUUCCGCGAUAUCUCGAGGUUAUCGUCCCCCCCGUGCUGGCUUGCUUCACCGACCAGGAUGCACGAGUUAGGUAUUAUGCAUGCGAGGCAAUGUACAACAUUGCCAAGGUCGCCAAGGGGGAGAUUCUCAAAUAUUUCAAUCAUAUAUUCGACGCCCUCUGCAAGUUGGGCGCAGACUCCGAGCUAUCUGUGAAGAAUGGAGCCGAGCUUCUUGAUCGUCUCAUCAAAGACAUCGUGUCCGAGUCGGCAGCAACCUACAUCAGCGUCCUGGAGAUGUCCAACGCCGACGUCGUGGGUGAUGAGAAGAUCACCAAUGACAAGGAUGUUAUCGAUGAGCCCGCAAGCUUACCCACCGCCUUCUCGCUGGAGCAGUUCAUUCCCCUGCUCAAGGACCGCGCUUAUACCAUCAACCCCUUCACCCGCACAUUCCUCGUUGGCUGGAUCACUUUGCUUGACUCGAUUCCCGAUCUGGAACUGGUUACGUUCCUGCCAGAGUUCUUGGGUAAUCUACUCAAAUUUCUAAGCGAUCCGAAUCGCGAUGUGCACCAGGCCACCCAGGCUUGCCUUGACAAAUUUCUGAAUGAGAUCAAGCGCAUAUCUCGGGUCAAGAAGGGCAUCGUGGAGAGCAAGAAGUCCAAAGGGGAGGGCAAGCGUAAGCGGGAGGAGUCUCUGGACAGUGGCAGCGGUCAUGUGGCCCUCGACGAAGGGGACGAGCUUGACUCUACCUUGGCCGACGACGAGGAUGACGACACAAGCAGUGAAGACGACUGGAUCCCUGGACAGGAUGUUCAGAUCAAUUACAAGGCAAUCCUCGAGAUCCUGACUGCCUCUCUCGAUCAGUCCAAUCCGAUAGGGCCAUCGAAAAUAAACGACCGCGUGGGGUUCGCUUCCGGCACAGAUGAGGAUGGCCUGCUGGAAUCGCUCAAGUGGAUUGUUGAGUUCUUGGACAUAUGUCCCGAGGAAGUCCUGCCCUUUACCCCAAAGAUCCUGGCCCAUCUACUUCCUGCGAUGGCUAGCGGAGUCGAGUCGAUCCGCAUGGCAGCUGCAAGAGUGAACAACGCGCUGAUGGACUAUGUUGUUUCGCUGUCUGACGAGCCGGAGCUCUCCUUGUCCCAGCGGGGGUCCAGGGUCCCACUGGCCGGAGAGCGUCAGGAAGGCGGCCCCAGUGGUCGGGCGUCUCUGGCCAGUGCUCGGGAGCUCGAUACACCGAGCCCCACACCAAAUGUGCAAGGCCCGUCGACUGCAGAGGUUACGCCUCGAGGGCCAACACCUGCGCCGUCGAACAAUCCCCAGGCGGACCUGGACUAUGCAGCAGCUGUCAAUUCCCUGACCCUGCUGUUUCUGAAUGACCAUGAGGCAACUCGGGUGGCCGCGCUGACCUGGCUCAUCAUGCUGCACAGAAAGGCACCCCGGAAAGUCCUUGCCUUCAAUGAUGGGACGUUCCCUGCCCUGUUGAAGACGCUUUCGGAUCCUGCAGAAGCAGUCGUCACCAAGGACCUACAGCUACUUUCCCAAAUCUCCAGGAACAGUGAGGAUAGCUAUUUCACCAACUUUAUGGUAAGCCUGCUACAGCUCUUUUCGACAGACCGCAGGUUACUAGAGACGAGGGGAAAUCUCAUCAUACGUCAACUGUGUGUCAGCCUGAGCGCCGAACGCAUCUAUCGCACCCUGGCAGAUUGUAUUGAGAAGGAGGAAGACGUCGAGUUCGCCAGCAUCAUGGUGCAAAAUCUCAACAACAAUCUCAUCACUGCCCCUGAGUUGUCUGAGCUGCGCAAGAGGCUACGGAAUCUCGAGUCCAAGGACGGUCAGGCCUUCUUUGUGGCACUCUUCCGAUCGUGGUGCUACAAUGCCGUCGCGACGUUCUCGUUAUGUCUCCUCGCUCAGGCCUACGAGCAGGCUUACAACUUGCUCCUAAUCUUCGCUGAGUUGGAGAUGACGGUAAACAUCCUCAUCCAGAUCGACAAGCUGGUCCAGCUUCUGGAGUCGCCGGUAUUCACAUACCUCCGACUUCAACUGCUGGAACCAGAGAAGUACCCUCAUCUGUACAAAUGCCUCUACGGAUUGUUGAUGCUGCUACCGCAAUCGUCCGCCUUUGCCGCCCUCAAGAACCGACUGAACAGCGUUAGCUCCAUAGGAUAUUUACACAUCGCACCCAGAUCUUCGGCCACAACCCCAAGUGCUUCAUCGUUCGAUAGACCUAAUCGGCUCAAAGGCCGUGAGGAAGGUAUCAUACGGUGGGCAGAGCUGCUCGAAAAGUUCCGCAGCGUUCAGGAACGUGCCAGGAGAGCGCAGAGACUAGGUGGGGAUCUGGAUGACAGACCGACUCUGGGAAUAGGCGAUCUGCGCAUCACGGACAGCCUUGAGAUGCCUGCCGCGAAGGCGCCAACGGGACGAGCACCACCCGUGCCUCUCAAAGACACACCUGCGCCUCUGCCUCCAGCCGCCAAGCCUAGGUCAGGCCUCGGUAGGCAGUUUGGCAGGCUCGGCGCGACGGUAGGAAGGAAGAGGGGGCAGCCACAGUGAUGAUAGAACUUGUGUCCCUUGGUCUUUUUUCUCUCGUCUCUUUUUCUUCUUUUAUUGUGGGAAAGAUCAUAGCGUACCAUAAUACCCAGUCGCGAGGAAAUGUUGGUCCAGGGGCAGGAAUUCAUCAGAUGCUAGACAGACUAUACAUAUCAUGCCUUGCCUUGCCUUUCGC